AUGGGUCGUAAAAUUCCGGCUAAGAAACAUAGAGGUGUUAAAGAUCCGCUUGUUCAACAAGCAAGACGUUUACAAGGAUUAAAGGGUAAAAUAAAUGCACCGCCUAAGGAUCCUGAUGAGCAACCAGUACCGCGGUCUUUGACUCGCCUAUUUGCUUUCCAAGAUAGAUACACGGCUAAAACAAAUGAGUCAAAGAAAAAGAUUAAUCAACAGAAGGCGAAAGAUAGGGACAAUAUCAGCUUGAAAAAUGAGAAUCCCAUAGCAAAGUUGCAGAAACUGCCAGGUGAAUCGGGAAGGGGUUUUUCACUUAGGAUCAAUAGUGCGAUUAAGACCUUACACAACCCAACAUUACAGGAAGAUUAUCCUGAAGACAUGGAAACAGAAGACAUAAAAGGCGAGCAAAUGGCGUGGCAACGUGCGCGCAGAAAAAGAAAGCAGAAGAAAAAAGUUACGACAGAGAAUGAUGAAGAGACUGCACCUAAACUUAGCAGAGUACAGAAACUUGCUUUAAAGAAGAAGGCGAAAAGGGAGAAGGCUUUAGAGGGAUGGGCUGACGGGGUGGACGGUGUGCGCUAUGAGCGAGUGUCGUUUGGGGAGGUGGCCCACGCGCCACCCUCACUUCCAGUGUUGCCGCGCCACGCGAAGCAAAACCAAGGCGCGCCGAGGCCUGGCAGAAAGCAACUGCUGCUGAGCUCACUGCUGAGUGGCAAUCCUCGGCCAGCGAAGCAGGUGUUGCCACCAGCCGAAUUGCAGCGAAGGGAGCGUGCCCGUUUAGAAGCGGUGGCCGCUUACCGCGCACUGCGAAAAUCCGCCAAGAAACCCACUACAUCUUUAAAGCAAAAAUCC
This is a messenger RNA of Iphiclides podalirius (scarce swallowtail), 846 nucleotides long. The record is from the annotation of a GenBank genome assembly. NCBI's taxonomy places the organism in Eukaryota, Metazoa, Arthropoda, Insecta, Lepidoptera, Papilionidae.